GCAGGAGUGGUUUCCCCUGGAAGACAUUCUAUUUAAAUUGUUGGAAGAUGAAAACAAUGAUAUUCUUAGUUUUGGUGUUCUUGGAUGAAACGUUUGGAUGGGGAUUUAAAAACGGUGUCCUCCACAAUUCUAUAUGGUUGGAACAAGCAGCUGGAGUCUAUCACAGGGAAUCACGGAAUGGAAAGUAUAAACUUACCUAUCGGGAGGCCAAAGCUGUAUGUGAAUAUGAGGGGGGACGUCUGGCUACGUAUGAGCAAUUGGAAGCAGCAAGACAAAUAGGUUUCCACGUAUGUGCCGCAGGAUGGUUGCACAAAGGAAGAGUCGGCUAUCCCAUUGUAAAACCAACAUUUAACUGUGGGUUUGGAAAGAAAGGCAUCAUAGACUAUGGAUUUCGGCUAAACAAAAGUGAAAGAUGGGACGCUUACUGCUACAAUCCCCAUGCAAAAGAGUGUGGCGGAGUGCUCACAGAGCAAGAGCGGAUCAUAAAAUCCCCUGGCUAUCCGGAUCACUAUGAAAACGAUCAGAUUUGCUACUGGCAUAUCAGAGUCAAUUAUGGCCAACGCAUUUUCAUAGAGUUUCUGGACCUUGACAUUGAAGAGGACAUUGACUGCCUUUCUGAUUACUUUGAAAUAUAUGACAGCUAUGAUGACCUCCAUGGAUUAGUAGGAAGGUACUGUGGAUAUGAGCUUCCUGACCGCAUCAUUAGUACAGGUAACGUCAUGACUCUAAAGUUCCUGUCUGAUGGCUCAGUGAUAGGAGGAGGUUUCCAGAUUAAGUACACUGCUGUAGACUCAGAAAGAAAUGAAACCAAUGCAUCCUCUGAGCCAUACAACGAAUUUGAAUACUAAUAGCUCUGACCUACAAUUUCUCUGUAUUGUAUUCAGUGUCAAACAACACAAGGAAAGGCUUCAGUGGGAAAUGUUACAUAGAACUUUACACAAAUCCUGUCAUUAUAUCUUGAUUAUCCUAUAAAUGAAGGAAGGGUGCUUUUAGGGUGCACAGUUGUUCACAUAUAAAAGCUGUAUGCUUUUUUUUCUGUUUGGUAGGUCUGACACACUGAUCUUGUUAUGUAUUCAUUUUUUUGGUGCUAUGUACCAGGACAGUAUUUAGCUGUAUAAAGUUGGACUGUCCAUUCAAUGUACACUGUAAGAUAAACCUAUAGCCAAAGAUUUGGAAUGUUCGUUCAAAACGCAACUGCCAAAUAGAGAUGCACUCUAUAAAAUGUGCCUCAACACAAAAUAAUCUUCAUUCACCUACCUGUUUUAUCCUGUUGUCAACAUCAAAGCAGCCAAAUGAGUGGAUAGAAAUAUCCCUCCUAUUACAAAGAGGUAUUAUGAAUAUAACAUAAUCCUUACCUUACUGGCCAAAGUUAAAUGAAAUGUUCACUUUAUUUAGGUGUGCGUAUUAGGCAAUUAUAUCAAUAUCUGGUGAAACAACCAGAAAUGCAACUCACCCUCUACAUUUCUCAAUAAAUAUGUAUAUGGUUUCUGGA
Molecule: messenger RNA, 1492 nt
Organism: Xenopus laevis (African clawed frog)
Lineage: Eukaryota; Metazoa; Chordata; Amphibia; Anura; Pipidae
Gene: tnfaip6.L
Product: TNF alpha induced protein 6 L homeolog
Biological process (GO): negative regulation of inflammatory response; cell adhesion
Molecular function (GO): hyaluronic acid binding
Source: RefSeq, marked provisional